UGUGCGUGUGUGUGUGAGAGCAGGAGAGAGGCCUGCAGGAGGAGCUGGUGUCUCUGACGCUGCGCAUGGCGGAGAAGGAGGAGGUUCUGCAGGAGACCGUGAUGAGACUGAGGAGCACCAGCAGAACCAAGGAGAGCAUGGAGCACUUCAUCGUCAACCAGCUGUCUCGGACUCGUGAUGUGCUGAAGAAAGCCAGGACCAACCUGGAGAAGAACGAGCUCAGGCUCUCCUCUCUCAGCUCCUCCCCCUAUACUGGUAACAUUGAGGAACCAGGAAGUGCUUCUCGGGAGCGGCCUACUCAUUGGGGUUUCCUGAAGCUUGGCAACGCCCCUGAGGUUGCCGUGGCGACGGGGAGGAAGCGCGGUAGCCAAUGCCUGCUCGAGGCCGUGACCUGUUAAGAGAACCAGCCUCAACACUACGACCUCUGAACUUUGACCUCUGCACCAAGACAGCCAAGACUCCACACUCUUUUACCCUACACGAAACCCCCCACACACACACCUGCCUUACCUACUCUACCCACUGCCAAUCCUUAGACUUCCUGCCCCCCCCCUUUACGGAUACACAUCUGUCGCCUUACCUGCCCCCCCCACCUCCUCUCCCCCACCUCCUCUCUCCCACCUCCUCUCCCCCACCUCCUCUCCUCCUGACUCUCCUCAACCUCACUCUGUCUUCCUACUUCUCUCCAUCUCUCUCCUGCUGGCAAUACAGGCCCUGAACCUUACCCCUUACAAGUACCAUCCAAUCUCCCUUACUCCCUCCCUCCCCUCCCCCAGCUGCAGCUUUGGUGUCUGUGAUUGGUACAGCGUAUUCCCAUCCCCAUGGCGAUCGCUGAGCAAACAGAUGAGGGUUGCGUCGGUAACGUGUCUCUGGUGGUCAUAGCGAUGUGUGUCCUCCAGGCUGGAGCAGAUGGAGAAGGUAAAGGUUGUUCCUACGUGCUGGUCUGAGGCCAGCUGUCGUCACGCCUGGCCUGGUGCUGUGGAUGGGAGCGGGCAGCAGAGCCUGACCCUGGAUCAGCUUGUAAGAGGAGCCUUUACCCACAGCCAGACAGCCUGAGAGGAAGGUUUAAGUGUUCAUGCAUGUCAACUCACGGCCUGUGAAAGGAAUUGUAGUCAAACAGACACGUAUUUCAUACUGCACCUGUAUCCCCUCCUAUCCCUCCCCCCCCCCCCCUACACACACACACACAUCGAUCUCUUGGGGAGAAAAGUAAAAACCCUGUUGAACUUUGACUGCCACAGAAAUGCAAGUUUUACUCCUUGUGGCACAUCUCGAACAAAUACCUUUUGUUUUGCGAGUCCAAUGCAAACACAGAGACAUCCAGAGUCCCAGCAGACAGUGGAGGAAUGUGUGAGGACGAACUCCUGCCUGCUCCUUGUGGUUCUCAUGGAGACAGCUCGUGGAGAACCGUCUCUCAGCCCUGGCUAGCAGAACCUUGGGCCGGUUCCAUUUCUGUCCCUGGCCCCUCCUCUCCCGGUUCCUUAUUUAUUUGGGCCCCUUGUUCUGAGAGGACUGGAUUGGUGGAACCCAAGGGCUCAUGGCUCCAUCUAGCCCUCUGAUUGGUUGGAUGGAGUUGCCACCAUUUUGUUUUCACCUGUCCAGUUUCUUCAGGCACUGAAGGGUCUGGGAUCACAAGCUAGGUAAGGGGUGCAGGGGGUUGAAAUGGAACUGGUCCGAACACACGUUUUCACACUUCCUAAUAGGAGUGGUCCGUUGAGCAUGUGCAAUAAUGAGGUCAUGACCUCGUUUUAUGGAAUGAUCAUAGUGCACCAGCUUUUGUUUUUCGCCUGAGACACUGGAACUGAAUUAUUUACUUACAAGGCUAAAAGACCGUCAGUGCAAUAUUAUGCUAGCCUACUCUUUAAUCUAGUACUACUGACUGAAACGAAAUGUAGUUGUUUUUUUCUGCAGUGUUGAUGCAUGAGAAGACUGAUCAAAAGGAGGAUUUAAAAGUUUUUCUUUUUAGUUCGCGGAACAAGGGAUCACCAAUACUUGCCAAAGUCUUAACUUUGAACUCUUCUCGUUUCGCCCGUUUUGCGCUAUCCAUGCAAAUGACCCGCCUGGUGGUGACGGGGCAUCGCUGUCACCGUCACCCUGGCAACCGAGACCAUCUGUGACAUCGUGAUGGCGACGUGUAAUUGGCUGCUGGCCUAAAGCCAGUAGGACCAUAGACGGUAACCGUUAGACAGUUCAGUUUAUGUUAGACGUUUGCUCUUAAUGAGCAGAUUUUGAUGAUCAUCGGACCAAAAAUAUGGAUCUGAAUUCCACAUUCUAAAAUGUAAGGAGAUUCAAUAGUGAGUAAAUUCUGAAAAGUAUUUCGUUUGGUUUUCGGGGGUUUAUUUCCCCAUGGUAUUGGCAAUAAACGUUAUUGGAAACGUAAACUAGUUGUUACAAACUUUGGCAGGCUACUGGUGGGACCAACGUUCAAGAAUUGGCGAUUAGUGAUGAUUUCACAAGGUAUUCUUAGCCCCUGGUGUGAUGACUGUCCCGUACUGUAUAAAACGCCACUUUUAUGCUGUAUAUUAGGCUACACGCAUUUGACUGUAUUGUGUUUUUUUGUGUGUGUGCGGAUAAUCAUAUUUUCAAACCUUUGCUGUAUGCAAAGUUGAAUACCUGGGUAGCUGUGCAAUAGCUAUGCAUUACAUAUCUCCAUUAUUUUGAUGUCAAACAUCAUAUUAAGAUAUUUCUUUCGCUUAUUUGAGUGCAUAUGUUUCUGCUAUAUAUGUUAUCAUCCAUUGUGUUGUUAAUGCUGAAGCCAGUUUUUAAAUUAGGUCUCAUCUGUCACGAAUUCAAAAAUACAUGCCUUUAAAUUAGGAGUGACACAGACGAGCACAGAAUUUAAUUGUUAUGCCCACUUAUAAACUCAAAUAUUGCUGCUUCGCUUGCCUUUAAACUUCGCUUAGGGGGUAGCCCCUGAGGUUUGCCCGGUAGAAAUGGCCUUGAAGUCACUCGUGCUUGCUGUUCACUUCGAUAGCCUAUACUACAGAAUGGCGGUAGUUGCCAGCAAGGUCUUGUUUGCGCUCUACUCAGUUAAAAAUUCCUCGUGGAAAUGGCCAAACAUUUGAUUAUAAAUCCUCUAAAAUCCAAUACGGUUUAGUUAUUUUCUAUGCGAUAAUUGAAAAUAAUUUCAAGAAAAAGUAUCGUGGUACCAAAGCAGAAGCUGAAUCCAUUGAUUAUCCGGAUCGUGCUUGAGAUCGGGUCAGACGGAGUUACCCUGAGCGUAAACAAUGCCUUUUUAAAAAGUGUUGCUUGGAGCCACAGUAAUAUGAAGCUGUGUAUAGUUAGUCCUGGCGUGUAUUUGUAUAUAGUAUCAGAGGCAGAAUGCAGAUGUGAUAAAGUGCAGCUUGUUUUAUGAGAUUCUGUAGGAUGAUGAUGAAGAGUUAAGACUGAACUAGAAUGCCGAUGCAGGGUUCCAGUGUGGAGCACGUGUCAGACGAUUGAUGGCCAAUACGUGUGUUGUGUUGGCACGGUAUAAUCAACAACGGCUUUUGGGGUUCAAAACUAUGAAAUAAAAAUCUUCAAAAUAUG
This is a messenger RNA of Osmerus eperlanus (European smelt), 3528 nucleotides long. RefSeq lists its product as uncharacterized. The record is from RefSeq and is a predicted model, not a curated record. The transcript has 4 exons. NCBI's taxonomy places the organism in Eukaryota, Metazoa, Chordata, Actinopteri, Osmeriformes, Osmeridae. The coding region runs from base 66 to 398 and encodes 110 amino acids. Gene Ontology annotation, biological process: positive regulation of microtubule nucleation; regulation of Golgi organization; centrosome cycle. Gene Ontology annotation, molecular function: molecular adaptor activity. Gene Ontology annotation, cellular component: centrosome; Golgi apparatus.